GUCGCGGCUUCCGGUGCUAGGUGGAGGGAAGCAAGGAGGGAGCCGGGGAGCGGGCCAGGGGAGCAGCCGCGCCGAAGUCGGCUUGGGGAGCCGGGGGGAGCGGAGCGACAGCCGAGCGGAAGCUGUGGGGCGGAGGCGGCGGCCGCAGCGGCGCAGCUGGGAGCAGGAACAGGAAGUACCAGGAUUCCCGGAACAGAAAAUGGAGCCAUUGCUUACGCCAAUCCUUUGAGAGGAGGAGGGGGAGGUGGAGUUCCCUGUGAAAACGGGCCACUUGAUUAGCAAAGUGGUAGCUGUUAUUUUGGGGAGUUCCCUGCUUUCUGGGUUGUAUUACUGCGGGUCUUCAUCUGUCCAGGCCAGGAAGAGUGUGGUGGUGGAGGUGGAGAAGUGUGGUAUGUGGUCAGGAGUGAAAAGAAAUAGUGAGGUCAUCCGGGUGAGGGAGAAAUGAAACCUAAAACCUGUUUCUGCUGCUGUUGGAUUGGGUCACCCCUUCUGUGGCAUGAAAGUUUUAUUGGGAGGAGAUAUGCUGCAGGAGUCUGAUUGCUUGGGUCAGUGCAACGGGACAGAAUCUAGUCUCUGCAUACCUCCUUUUCUGUCCCCAGUCAGAAGUCUCAGGGAUCAAGUCCUCCAUAGCAGGGGCCAGGCCAAAACCAGACUGCCACUGUCCCCACUUGGGCCCCACAGUCCUCAGCAGCUGCUGUGAUCAUGGGCAAUAUUUUUGGAAACCUCCUCAAGAGCCUCAUUGGGAAGAAGGAGAUGCGCAUCCUGAUGGUGGGCCUGGAUGCUGCAGGGAAGACUACCAUCCUGUACAAACUGAAACUGGGGGAGAUUGUCACCACCAUCCCUACCAUUGGGUUUAAUGUGGAGACAGUGGAGUAUAAGAACAUCAGCUUCACAGUGUGGGAUGUGGGUGGCCAGGACAAGAUUCGGCCCCUCUGGAGACACUACUUCCAGAACACCCAAGGGUUGAUAUUUGUGGUGGACAGCAAUGAUCGGGAGCGAGUAAAUGAGGCCCGGGAAGAGCUGAUGAGGAUGCUGGCAGAGGACGAGCUCCGGGAUGCUGUGCUCCUUGUCUUUGCAAACAAACAGGAUCUGCCUAAUGCUAUGAAUGCUGCUGAGAUCACAGACAAGCUGGGCCUGCAUUCCCUUCGUCACCGCAACUGGUACAUUCAGGCCACCUGUGCCACCAGUGGGGACGGGCUGUAUGAAGGCCUGGACUGGCUGGCCAAUCAGCUCAAAAACAAGAAGUGAGAGCCAGGCAGCCCUAUCCGAGCGCCCCGCCCACCCCUGUCGUACCUACUGUUUCCCUACCCCAGCCCUUCCCCUUUCUCCCUAUUGCAAGUAUGGCCAGGGCCUGGGUAUCAUGUCCGCAUGCCCUACAAGAGCCUUGCCUCUCCCCUGCCUUCCCUCUCCCCUGUCCACUGAUAUGACCAGUCCCCAAUUGCUGUCCUGAUGAUGAGUCAUUCCAAUUUACUGGAUUUAAAACAAAAACAAGGUUGUUAUGGUUU
Carlito syrichta (Philippine tarsier) is the source of this 1505-nucleotide messenger RNA. It is a transcript of the gene ARF3, whose product is annotated as ADP ribosylation factor 3. Gene Ontology annotation, cellular component: plasma membrane; cytoplasm. Gene Ontology annotation, molecular function: GTPase activity; GTP binding. Gene Ontology annotation, biological process: vesicle-mediated transport; intracellular protein transport. The record is from RefSeq and is a predicted model, not a curated record. NCBI's taxonomy places the organism in Eukaryota, Metazoa, Chordata, Mammalia, Primates, Tarsiidae. The transcript is spliced from 7 exons. Bases 703 to 1248 code for a protein of 181 amino acids.